Molecule: messenger RNA, 1371 nt
Organism: Drosophila takahashii
Lineage: Eukaryota; Metazoa; Arthropoda; Insecta; Diptera; Drosophilidae
Gene: rux
Product: roughex
Source: RefSeq, a predicted model, not a curated record
GUCCGGUAGAAAACAUUCUAUCAACAAACGCCGUCUUGACUAUAUUCUAUUUUGUAAAUUAUUUAUAUUUUUUUAAGUGAAAAGCCGCAUGACCGGCGCUUCUGGAAGCAAGGAGGCACGCAAUGAACAUACCGGAGCAGCACGCGGGGACGCCCUUGGAGGUGGUCCAUGAGUUUGUCAAGGGCGUGGACGACGGCACCGUGCGCCGCGACCUGGCCGAGGACUGCAUCCUCAACUUCUACAGCCGCAAUGUGCGGGGCGUGAGGGCGAUCACUGGUUUUCUGCGUAGUCAGCUGACGAAUCGCUACCAGCACGCGGGAUUCGAUGAGGCGGCGGCGCCCAGCAUUGGCGACGAGCUGCUCCUGCAGGAGCGCUUCGGCAGAGCCUUCGACCGCGAGCGGCGUCGCAUCUACGAGCAGAAGGAGCACGAGUGGACCACCACCCUGCAUCUGCGUCCCGAGAGCGACGACGAGGAGGUGAUCGAGCAGCAUCCCAUAGCCCAGAUCACGCCGCCGCGUCCCUCGAGCUACGCCCUGCAUUCGCUGAAAUAUGUGGAGGCCAUUGGCCAGCUGAAGAGACGCGGAGUACUCAGCUAUGGCGGCCUGGACCUGGGCGAGUCCUGCACGGUCCACCUCACUCUGGGCUAUCGCACCACCCAGCUGCCGGGCAGCCAAGUGCGCGGCAUCGAGAUCUGCCUGGCUGUCUACGACCGCGGGCUGACGAGCCUCAAGCGAUCCACCUUGGCAGCUCCGCCGUCUGCUAGAUCCCUUCCACGACGUGGCAAUGGCCGCUGCAAUCCGAGCACAGACGACGAGGGCGAGGACCUUCCUUCGCCACCGAGCAGCCGUCGUGGCGUCCGGCGUACGCUGUUCACAGAGGAGAACGCCGAGGAGGAAGAGGAUCCCGACCCGAAUCCCGCGGUGCAGCAGGAGCAGCCAGCUCGACAGGUGGAGACACCGGAGAGACCACAAGAGGAGGUUAUUAGUACCUUAGAUUCCCCCCGAUCAUCAGGCAGCAUCUAUACACCAAGGAAACGCCAACAGCCAGCCAAUGGCAACGAAGUGGCACCCAAACGCACGCCGGGACCACAGCGGAUGCGUUUCUAGGCCCAAAGAGGUCUAGAGAAGACAGAUUAUGAAACCGAGUUAGCCCCUAGUUGCUUUUCCAAAUCUCCGUAGCACAAUUCUCUAUUUUAGGCUUUAGGAGGAUAGUUGAUACCCCACAAAUUUCCGUAAUAUUUUGAAGAAGACUGAUUGCACCCGUUUCGGUCCCGCCUUCAGGGACCCCGCGUCGCGCUAGGCUAAUCCCGAAUAUGUAUUGUAUUACAUAAUCCCAUGUAUUUAUUUGUGUAUUAAAGUUCAGUGUUAAUUA